Molecule: messenger RNA, 2329 nt
Organism: Varroa destructor (honeybee mite)
Lineage: Eukaryota; Metazoa; Arthropoda; Arachnida; Mesostigmata; Varroidae
Product: C1GALT1-specific chaperone 1-like
Molecular function (GO): N-acetylgalactosaminide beta-1,3-galactosyltransferase activity
Source: RefSeq, a predicted model, not a curated record
UGACAGCUGCAGGAUCGACAACAGCGAACCUAUUAACGGUAGGACGUCGUUCCUCAUCCAGCAACGGCUCCAGUACGGCCAGGAGUAGUCUGCACGGCUACAGAUUACGUGAUCCAGCGUCGUUCCAGACGAAUAAUCGAGCAAGUCGAAGGAACAAGCUUUUCCAGAUCUACCCCGCGACUUUCGUUUCUAACUAGAAUUUUUCAGCAAGCCGAACAAAACGUUACCAAGGGCCUUGGAAAAUUAAUGGAAAGCCCAUUUCUGCAAUGUUUAAAUUUUUCAUUUCAGCUUGUUUUUAGUCUCGGAUGAAAUGUACAUUCAACUGUUUCUUAACUUACUCUCCGCUAAUGCGCUAGAUGGUGCAAUGGCUUCAAAGAGAAUUAUGGCCCUGUCGACCGGGUCGCUGCUACUGCCACUGGGGGCGCCGUUAUCUCAUAUUCCUGACAGGUGUUCUGUUGGGUUCCCUGGUAGCGUUUAUCUUUUUUCGUCUUAUUAUCGGGCAAUCGAACCAGAUAAGCGUUACAUCGAACCACAAUCUCACAGAGGAGCAUAUGUACAUUCGAUGGCUCUCUGAAGAAGGCGUCACUAGGAUCUCCAGCAUUCAACGAGAUCUCUACAAAGCUGGAAUAAACGUCUCAGAAGCGCAGUACCUCUUUGAUCGCGUACCCAUCACGUGCAUCGUGUUUAGUUCUAAUCGACGCCAGGCGCGCGCCGUUGUCGGUACCUGGGGUCGCCAUUGUAAUUCCCUUGAUUUUGUGGCAAACUUUGAAGAUAAGUUUGUGCCCACAACGGUGAAAGUAUCUGAGGACGGCCAUCUACUGUGUCGCACGAUCCGAGAGGUAUUUCUCAAGCGUUUUCAGGGAAAGCAAAAUAGGUGGGUAUUUUUAGCCAGUGACACAACCUUCGCGGUCAUCGAGAACCUUCGCAGAAUGGUGGCUCCACUGAACUCUUCCGAUAUCCACUACCUUGGGCAUGCCGUUAAAAAGUGGAUCCCACGAUUUGGAUCAGCAGCACCUCACAGACCGCUAACUGUCAACGUGGCCAGAGGAGGUAUUGUGCUAAGUCAUGGAGCUAUCUUGCAACUUCUAUACACACUCGGCCCUGAUUGCAGCGUUGAGGAGGAAGCUGAACUCGAAGACUCAAUAGCUGUUCUUUUCAGCGACGAUAUUAUCAGGCCCGACACGAGGGACUACAUGGGUCGAUCGCGUUUUCUGGCCAGGCCGCUUGCAAAGCUUCUUCGGACCAGAAAGAUAUCCCCGUACGACACUUUUUCUAAGGAUUCAGUCUAUACAUCACCAAUGGGCUCAUUUUGCUGUAGUCCUAUGGCUAUAUCGUUGGCCGGGGUAGAUGCGUUAGAAAUGCAUUUGUGGGAGUUCAUCAUAGCCCGAAUGGGAGUAGGUGUUCCCGCAUCGAAGGAUCGUGGACUAGACGGGGCGCCAUUGAGAGACGCAUUUGUUCCUCCCGUGGCCAUUGAAGGAGACGAGUCGCCUAUUCUACCAACAGAACCCAAGGAACUGUAGUUUAGUAUACAACACGUGACGACAUCUUAACCAGGAUAACGAUGUUAAACCUAACGACCAGCUCGCACAGAAAAAGGAAUCUCUGUGAGACGAGUUUUGUGCGUAAACCUCAAUUGUAAAUAACAGAUUUCUUUGUCGGAGUGCGUGUAUUGUAUAUGAUAGUAAUCUGCCUUAAACUUUUACACGAAAAAGCAAUUCAGACAAGUUGCUCACUCGUGUCUACUUAUAUAUAGAGCAGUAUACAGUUAACAGAAAGAUAAAAGGAAAGCAACGGACUUCUGUAAUGUCAGCCUAAAGCUGACCAUGUUUAUUUUGUCUGUGAAACGUUGAGCGUACGAAGUCCCACCAUCGCAAAUCAGCCACGACUUUUAAGCAUCGCCCUUAACUCGAAAGGCCUUAUAUUAUGCCAUAUAUACAGGGUAAUCAAAAAGUUGCACUAAGAUAAUUUUUUAUGCUGAUAUUUCUAAACCAACACAAGAAUUACAACGACGUUCAUGAUUUUUUCCAAGAUUGUAUAAUUCUGUUUUAAAAACUUAUAUUUUUCGAUUGAUUAAUAACUUUUAAUACAUGCAAGCAUCGAGUGCCUAUCGAAAACUUCGAUGAUAUUUUUCGUUGGUGGCGAAGGGAAAUUUUGUGCCAUUAUGUGCCUAAUGGCUACCGUUAGGCCUAGCUGCAUCUGUUAGUUAUUGCUUGUAAAUAGAGUGAAUUGCUGAAUAUUUUUUGCUAAUAGCUAUAUAUAUAUAUAUAUAUAUAUAUAUAUAUAUAUAUAUAUAUAUAUAUAUAUAACCAAUAGCUAUAUAUACAUAUAU